Molecule: messenger RNA, 329 nt
Organism: Lottia gigantea (owl limpet)
Lineage: Eukaryota; Metazoa; Mollusca; Gastropoda; Lottiidae
Exons: 3
Source: RefSeq, a predicted model, not a curated record
AUGUUAGUUACGGACAAUGUAUAGAGUCUGUAUGUGAGAGAGGUUGCUGUGGAAGUUCGUGUUGUUUAUCAACACAGCAGAUUAUCAGUAUAGUGUUUGGGUGUAUAUCAAUGAUAGGUCUAAUAAUCACUUUAAUAUGUUGUAUUAAAAACUGUCAAGCCAAGAAGACAGCUCGAACACAGCCCUAUCCAGAUGAAAGACAUGACCAGUACAAUAGAGGCAAUAUGAACAGAGGAAAUCCCAAUCAACCAUAUUAUAAUGAUCGUCGAGCACCCCCUCCUUCUUAUGAUCAAAUCUAUCCUCCUCGUUCACAACCGGGUUAUUAUUAA